GCGAACGCGAUAAAAAGUUCCACUUAAACUUAAAUUCUACGGUGGUCGACUGAGGCCAAUACUUUAAACGACACUACGCAUCUCUUCUUUUCUCUACCGAUACGCAUGGCGGCCGAACACACAGGAAAGGGCCUUCUGUUGAAAGCAGACCCCAUUGCGAGCAACUUUCGUGAAGAGAUCAAAGCUGCACUUGCCCAAAGUCCAAAACCUCCCAAACUCGUCGGAAUCUUGUCUACUGCGUCUGCACCUAGCAAAUCUUAUGCAGAAUUUACCAAGAAACAAUGCGACGAUCUUAGAGUCGAUUUUGUGCUGAAGAAAGUUGGCUCUGCGCUUGAUCCUGCGUUGAGUGAUGGAGAAGGUGUAGAGGAAGCAAUCAUUGAGGCGAAUGAAGACGAUAGUGUAGAUGGCAUAAUGGUCUAUUAUCCUAUUUAUGGCGUACAACAGGACCAUUACCUGCAACAGGUUGUCUCUCCGUUCAAAGAUGUAGAGGGCUUGAACUUUAAAUUCCAUUACAAUCUUUACCACAACAUUCGUUACCUCAAGCCUCAGUCUCUGCUCUCCACUGCCGUACAAGAUCCCCCACCACCUGCGGUCGAGGACCGCCCUCCUCCAGGUACAGUGAAGUCCAUUUUGCCAUGCACCCCGCUGGCUAUCGUGAAAUGCCUCGAACAUAUCGGCGUUUACAACACAAUCUUGCCUUAUGGUGAUCGAGCAUACGGUAAGACUGUAACCGUGAUUAAUCGGUCGGAGGUUGUAGGACGUCCGCUUGCUGCCCUUCUGGCCAAUGAUGGUGCAAGAGUCUUCUCGGUCGAUAUUGACUCCAUCCAGGAAUACACCAAGAGACCACGUCAAAAAGCUGAUGCGCCAAACGCUUCUCGUUAUCACCCUAGACACGUCGUCCACCCGUGCUCGCUGACGUUGCAAGAGUGUCUUGCGCAUUCCGACGUUGUCGUCUCUGCUGUACCUAAUGCGAGCUAUAAGGUCAAGACUGAAUGGUUGAAGGACGGAUGUGUCUGCCUGAAUGUCGCUGCAGACAAGAACUUCGACAAGGAUGUUAGGGAAAAGGCAUCCUUGUAUAUGCCAACCAUUGGUAAAGUGACGAUCACUAUGCUUCUGCGCAAUCUGCUACGUCUUCAGGAAUACAGGAAGAUUCUUGCAGAAGAUGCCAAGCAAGAAAAAUCAAGCUAGUUCAAAGCACGCCACCUACCUAGACCCAAAACUGUAGAUGCGUUUAAUCCUCGUAUAGAAUUUAUCAUAGCAAGGAUGUAUGUACCAUUAAUUAGAUCCGAUGUCUAU
Molecule: messenger RNA, 1296 nt
Organism: Somion occarium
Lineage: Eukaryota; Fungi; Basidiomycota; Agaricomycetes; Polyporales; Cerrenaceae
Source: the annotation of a GenBank genome assembly